Molecule: messenger RNA, 860 nt
Organism: Phanerochaete carnosa HHB-10118-sp
Lineage: Eukaryota; Fungi; Basidiomycota; Agaricomycetes; Polyporales; Phanerochaetaceae
Exons: 1
Coding region: 471-677 (68 amino acids)
Source: RefSeq, a predicted model, not a curated record
GUUUUCUGUAGGCCCAGAGGUUUGCAGAGCAUACUGGCGCGUGCUCGCGCACCUGAAUACCUAUGUAUUCGCCCCGCACCACCACACCGGGACAUGAAAAAGACAUUAUGAGGAUAUGGGUGCCACGACAGAACUGCGACUGUCAUGCGCUCGCGCUGCUUUAGCUCAGCCUCGUCGAACCCUUCACCAGCCUCGCUGAGUCGCAGAAUUUAGCCACCCGCCAGCGCACCAAGCUGCCCGAACUCGCUGUUGUCACAGACGACGCGGGAUACAAAGUGCCGGCAGAGCGGGGUGGCACGUAUGUGCUCGCACGAAAGCGCAAGCUCCGCUCGCUGAAGCUCUGAAACACAUCUAGUCGUCGACAUUUCCCUCCUGUGAAACCUACACGUUCUUGAAGUCCUGGGCAAGAGUAUAAUUGCUCAGGAGGUACUUUUAGCUGCCAUCUUGCCCCUCGGCACAGAUCUAGAGUCAUGGACGACAAGUUCGAACGCGAGCGGUUCCUGGUCUUCGCGCUGUCCACGAUUACUACCUCACCUUUGUUCAUCUGGUCCCGCAACUGUAUCUGUCUGGCAUCCGCCGCAGGUUUAGUUAGUCCUGUUGAAACGCCAGGGCCUAGAUCACACCGAGGUCGACAGCAGCCUGAUCUUCGCGCCAAGGAACGAACAAGGUGGCGGUGAUGGGCGUAGUGGACCUACUGUUGUACGUCUAUUUGGUAUAUAUGCGGUCCUCAGAGCGCAACAGCUGCCGUACCUACGAAAGAUUUCAUCGCCGACACAGCUCGGGCUCGGUGUAACUAAGUCCACGUGGACCACAUCAUGAAAAUGCGCAUGGUGACGUGCACAACAGCUAUCUACGCUCGG